Molecule: messenger RNA, 304 nt
Organism: Staurois parvus
Lineage: Eukaryota; Metazoa; Chordata; Amphibia; Anura; Ranidae
Source: the annotation of a GenBank genome assembly
AUGGUCAGAGACUGCAGGAAUAAUACAAGAGAUGGUCAGAGAUUGCAGACAUUAUACAAGAGAUGGACAGAGACUGCGGACAUGCUACAGGAGAUGGCCAGAGACUGCAGACAUUAUACAGAAGAUGGUCAGAGACUGCAGACAUGGUACAGAAGAUGGUCAGAGACUGCAGACAUGGUACAGGAGAUGGUCAGAGACUGCAGAUAUGGUACAGGAGAUGGUCAGAGACUGCAGAUAUGAUACAGGAGAUGGUCAGAGACUGCAGACAUGGUACAGGAGAUGGCCAGAGACUGCAGACAUGGUA